This is a messenger RNA of Musca domestica (house fly), 2173 nucleotides long. Its product is annotated as mucin-5AC-like. The transcript is spliced from 5 exons. Lineage: Eukaryota; Metazoa; Arthropoda; Insecta; Diptera; Muscidae. The coding region runs from base 1 to 1686 and encodes 561 amino acids. The record is from RefSeq and is a predicted model, not a curated record.
AUGAAGCUGAAAAGAGAAUGGAAUGGAUCAAGCAAGGCGAGUGAACAACAAUAUGGAAGAGAUCAUGCAUGGAGGUUGCUCGCUUCCAUGUGUGUUAUGAGCAGGGGUGCUCAAAACCGUGUUCUACAGGAAUCAAAAGCUUCUGCAGCUGAAAUCUCUGGAGAGCAGCUUGUCGAUCCGGCUCGAAGGACCAAAAUGUUCAGGCAAACGGCUGAAUUGCCUGGGAAAGCUGUGGAUCCCCAACCUCAACGAAAAUCUGGCGUUUUUGCUGACACUGGCUCUUCGGUGGGUGUCAGAGGCGUCGACGCCUGCGUCGCCAGCCAUGCUACACCCAUCGUGGCAAAUACACCCGCACCUCAACACACUGCAACGAUGACGAGCACAACAACGACGACGACCAAGACGAAGAUGACGACAGCGACACCGAAAAAUUCCAACGUGGAGGAUGUCUGCGUUACCAGAAACUAUUCCGCAAACAACAAAAGCCGCAGCACAUGCGACUCAAUGAAACCCCCAACAGGCCAAGCAAUGCAGCAGCUGCCGGCAGUGGCGGAAUCACAACAACGACUAUCAUCAACAAUAAUCGAGACCUCACUGCUCAGUUUAAUGGACAACAGCAGCACCAACAGCAGCAAAACCAAUCGGCCACACUGCACAUCAUCAACAACAGCUUCGAAGAUGAGGGCGAAAUGUCCCAUGAAACCCGAACGCAAACCGGUGACGACCACAACAACAACAGCCGCCACGACGACGACAAUGACGUCACGAGACAAGGAACUGCAAAUGGAGAUGCAACGCUCGCCGGACGUACCCGCAAAAGAUUCCACAUCGACCUGUGCACAGCCCGCAGCAGUUGGCUCGGCCUUAAGUCCUCGCCUAGAGAUGCGUUUGGCCCUCAAUCAGGAUAUAAUGGGGGACGAAGAUUUGAUAAGCUACGAUCCUGGGCCAGAUCUAACAACUAUUCUGGUGCACGACCUCUCAACAUUUCAUCGUCUGACGGGCAGAGAUUUAUUGAAUCGCUCGGCCAUGAAUCGGGUUCAACCAAAAGAGGCUGUCAUAUCGUACUCUCAACAGCGAAACUCGAAGAUGGAUACGCCCACAGUGAAUCGCAGGCCACGACCUCAUCUCAGCAGCAGCAACAACAACAACGGCAGUGCAAUCACCCCCACCACCGGCAUUCCCAUGCCUCCCACGACGACCACAACAAUUCCGGCGGCCUCGUCAAUGCCCUUCGCUGGUUCGGUACGUGUCGCCGACGUUCAACAACACCUGCAGCCAAAUCGAAAUACAUGGAGCAAUUUUGCAUUUGCGGAUCGAAACAGAGACGUGAACGCCAGCGCCGUAAACAGCAAAGACGACAGCAAGCUAAGCGAUCUCGAAAUCUUAGCGAGACGCGAGAAGAUAUACUGCAUGUCUCAAUUGAGGAGUGGCUCACGAGUCAGGACGACGACGACGAUGACGAUGACGUCGACGCGCAUAAUGGCCAGCACAACAACAAUAACAGCGACCGGCAGCAGUUCAUUGAACAAUCCUCUGACGAGGACGACGAGUACUACUUCGAUGGCCGGUGCGAGUGAGGAGCUGGGCAGUGGCAGUGGUAGCUCGCCGAAAAAGGGCCAUACACGCCAGCGUAAAAUAAGUCGCGAUGAGACGGCUCUCAUGGAACGGGCAAGGCUAAUAAGUUAAUAAAUUUCAUAAAACGUCGCAAUUCCGAAAUACCCCCGAGCGCCAAUAACUCACAAACCUCGCUUAAUGAUUCCAAUUCUAGUAGCACGCCUCAGCACAAGCAGACACCGAUGUCGCCACGCAAGGAUAAUGACAAACCGUCACUGAACCGCCGCCUUUGGAAGCAAAUUACAAAACGACGACGUUCUAAUUCUGUUUCCGAACUAGUGGCAUCUUAAGUCAAGUCUGGCAGCACCUUGACCACUUUUGUUCUGCACCCAGCAAUGCAAAAAAAAAACAACCUUUGUGAUGUAAAUCCCGGCCAUGUUUUUUUUCUAAUUUAAAAAAAAGAAAAAAAAAACAGCAAAUCUGAUUCCAAUGCCUAGUUGAACUAAGUAAAUGCGAAUUAUUUUCCCCCAAAUGUUGUAGUGUUAAGUAGAGUGAAGAUGAAGAAGAAAAAAAAUUGUAGGUUUUUUUCAAUUGUAAAAUGAACUGAUUUACUAUUAGA